Messenger RNA from Verruconis gallopava, 926 nucleotides. RefSeq lists its product as uncharacterized. The record is from RefSeq and is a predicted model, not a curated record. NCBI's taxonomy places the organism in Eukaryota, Fungi, Ascomycota, Dothideomycetes, Venturiales, Sympoventuriaceae. The transcript has a single exon. Bases 30 to 926 code for a protein of 298 amino acids.
CCCAAAUUUGGCGACGUUGAAGUACACCAAUGAUGAAAAGAAAACGUGGACAGGCUCAGCCUCCAAAGCAAACUGGUGACGAGGCCAAGAACGUAGUCGGCGGCUUGAAGGAUCAAACUGGAAACCUGCGCUCCACUGAUGAAGACAGCACGAACAGAGGUGUCCAUCAACUGAAGAUCCCGUUCAACGAAAAAGACAUCAUCUGCGAAAGACAUUCUGGGACCAAUAGUACAGAUGGAAGGGUUUCCCUGAUCUUCACUCAUGGAGCUGGAGGAGGCAUCGAGAAUCCGGCCACCAAAGAUUUUGUAUCAGGCUUUGCAAGCGUUGCAGCGGAUGAUGUUGUCUGCUUUCAAGGCUCGAUGAAUUUGUCGCACAGAACGAAGUUAUUUCAUGCUGUUAUGAACGACCAAGGGAGAGCUGUCGGCUUCGGCGGACGUAGUAUGGGAUCUCGGGCUGCCGUAAUUGCCGCUACGGAAUGCGAGGUUGACCAACGACCGGAAGUCUUGGUGCUUGUAAGCUAUCCUCUAAGCGCCGGGAUGGGUUCAAAAAAGAAGAAAGUUGAAGGAGAUCCAAGAAAGCAGAUUUUAGUAGAUCUGCCGUCGAAUGUUGACGUCCUCUUCAUAAUUGGCAGCGAGGAUGACAUGUGUGACCUCAAACAACUGAACCGCGUAAGGCAAGAGAUGAAAGCAGCGAGCUGGCUGAUGGAGGUCAAAGGUGCAGAUCAUGGAAUGAGUCUUAAAGUCAGGGCGGGAAUACAGCCCUUGAGGUUUCGAACUGGUGCACUUGCUGCGGAGUGGAUGCGUGGUCGAGAUGAAAUCAAUCAAUAUUGCGCUGUGGAAUGGAAUAAAGACGACGCUGAAAUAGUUGUGAGCGGAUGGACAUUCAAGGAUGCAGAUAAUACGUCAAAAAAGAGACAGAAGAAAUGA